This is a messenger RNA of Didymodactylos carnosus, 860 nucleotides long. NCBI's taxonomy places the organism in Eukaryota, Metazoa, Rotifera, Eurotatoria, Philodinida, Philodinidae. The record is from the annotation of a GenBank genome assembly.
AACCGUCUUCUUUGAUGAAAUUGACUUUUUGUGCUUGUAUUGCACGAUGGAAGGUUCGAACUAUAUUUUUCUGAAUCAGCAUUAAAAACUGAUUUAGAAAAAGGUUUUCAGUUCAUUUCAUAGGUAUGUGUAAAAAUUUUCAAUAGGAUUGCAUUGAUUUUCUUCCAUGCUAUGAUAGCCCAACGUAGCCUCUUCAAAAUGAGAGUCAAGCGAGAUCUUGGUUUUCCGCGGCUCGGGUGUUGUGUCGGAUUUCUUGCGAGUCCAAGGACUGGCACCCGGUGGCUGUUGGUAGCUUUGAACACGGAUGGACUAUGGGUAAUCGAUCAUGCUGAGUCUUGUGGCCAUAUUUUUUUCUAGAAAAAGUUCUAAAAUCUAUCGAAAAGCGAGUUUUGUGAAAUUUGGGUUUUCGGGAGCAACCCAGGACCGGUAGUCGUCUUUCCAUUGGGUUUGAUGGAUUGCAAGCAAGUGCUGAGGAAGCAGGUUCUAUCCUGAAGGUUGGCUGUGGUAAAUGGAAUGUUAACGUUGGACAUGGAAGCGCUUUUCCAUGUGGUACUCAAGGUCGAGAAGGUGUAUUUGUCGGAGCUGGUGCAGAAUUAAAUGCUGUUUUUACCCUAAAAGGUCGAGAAGGAGUAUUUGUCGGAGCUGGUGCAGAAUUAAAUGCUAUUUCUCUACACCAUGAGAAUGUUCAAGCGCGUGUUGGACUAGAUGUUUCAACAGGAGUUGGCUUUUCGACCACAGACGUAUCCGCAACAGUUGUCGGUGUUGGCUUUAAUGCAGCCCUUUUCGGCGGGAUGUUGCCAUUUGCCAACAUUGAGCCAAUAUUUCGCGGCUCAGAAACCGCGGCCAGAACCCGCGUUUAG